Molecule: messenger RNA, 1962 nt
Organism: Chinchilla lanigera (long-tailed chinchilla)
Lineage: Eukaryota; Metazoa; Chordata; Mammalia; Rodentia; Chinchillidae
Product: nucleosome assembly protein 1-like 4
Biological process (GO): nucleosome assembly
Cellular component (GO): nucleus; chromatin
Molecular function (GO): histone binding; chromatin binding
Source: RefSeq, a predicted model, not a curated record
AUGCAGCAAGGGGAGCUGCGGGCGCCUAGGCUGUGUGGAGGGGCCGUGCUGACGCCUGCCGGCCGAGCCCGGAACUGCAGGGCUCCAAGCAUCCCGGUGCCCUGUGCCCGUCGGUCUGCACCCCGCCCCCUCCAGACACGUUCCAGUGUCAGAGCUGUGACUCAGGGGCAGCUGGACAUCGCCAGCGGCACGGGCUGCAUCUGGAGUGGCACAGGGCGCAGUGUCCUGCUGGACUGUGACCCAGCUGUGCCUCGGGCAGUGAACACUGCAGCGUUUCUGUUCCAAGCCGAACGGGCAGGGCACGGGGUCCCCUGUUUGGCCUCUCUGCACUCCGCUCCCCGUGUGAAGGCAGGGAGGCCCUGUGCCGUGGCACGGCGUCUGGCUAGUGGGGCAGCGCUGGAAACGGGCUGCGGAGGCCAGAUGGGCUCGGAGGCUGUGGGCGGACAGGACCGCGGGACCCUCGCUGCAGGGCCUCCUCGCCUCCCGAGGCUGCGAGGAGAGCGCUGUGGCGGCGGGGUCUCCGGUGCUCGCAGCCUGCGGCUGGUGCCUGUGCAGCGCAGCGCCGCGCGGGGGAGACCAGCAGGAGCUGUCUCUCUGCCUCGAUCCUCUGCUACAAGCGAGACCGACCAAGGUGCCCGCCCUGUGCCGCGAGGGGACAGCGAGUCCCAGCGGCCCGCUGCUGCCGAGCCAGCGUGGCCGCCCGUCCCGCGCCUCCGCAUGGCGGCGGCGCGCACCCGCGUGUGCGCGGAUCCCGAAGCCCUGGCUGGGAGCCACGGGGUGCGGGCGCGAGGGGGUAAGAGCCUCCAGGCGGCAGGCGACAGUCUUUCAGAUGGGGUUCCUGCAGGUUCUCCGGAAGCUGCUAAAAAUGCAAGUGACAUAGAAAAGCUCACAGAGCAGGUGAUGCGGAACCCACAAGUCCUGGCAGCUUUACAGCAAGGACCUGACGAUGUCUCUCACACUCCUUCCAGCUAUACCCAAAGCAGUCAAGAGGAGAAUUAGAGCCGGGUUGAUGCACUCAAGCAGCUUCAGGUGCAGUGUGCAUACACAGAAGCCAAGUUCUAUGAAGAGGUCCAUGACCUGGAGAGAACGUAUGCAGCACUGUAUCAACCUCUGUUCCACACGAGAAGAGAAUUCAUCACUGGUGAUGUGGAGCUCACAGAUACAGAAUCAGAAUGGCACAGUGAAAAUGCAGAGGAGGAGAAUUUAGCUGGAGACGUGAAAAAUAAAGUAGUCACAGCAGAAAAACAAGCAGCAGCCAAAGAGCUAAAUCUCAAAGGAACCCCCGGGCUCUGGUUCACCAUUUUUAGAAACGUGGAUAUGCCCAGUGAGCUAGUGCAAGAUGAUGAGCCAAUCUUGAAACAUCUGCAAGAUAUUAAAGUGAAAUUUUCAGACCCUGGACAGCCUUUGUCUUCUAUGUUAGAGUUCCCCUUUGAACCCAGUGACUACUUUACCAAUCCAGUCCUGACAAAAACAUACAAGAUGAUGAAGUCAGAGCCAGACAAGGCCGACCCCUUUGCCUUUGAAGGUCCUGAAAUUGUGGACCAUGAUGGGUGUACUGCUGACUGUAAGGAAGGAAAAAAUGUUACAGUGAAAACCGUCAAAAGAAAACAGCAGCAGAAGGGUUGGGGCACCGUCAGAACCAUUACUAAACAAGCUCCCAAUAAGACAUUUUUCAACUUUCUCAGCCCACUGAGAGCCUCUGAGGAUGGGGAAUCCCUGGAUGAAGAUGAAGAUUUUGGGUACACACGAGCCUCAGAUUUUGAAAUCAGACACUUUUUCCAUGAGUGGAUAAUGCUGAGGGCUGCACUCUGCUCCACUGGGGAGGCUGUAGAGAAUGAUGAUGAAUUUGAAGAAGGCGAGGAAGAAGAGGAGGAGUUGGAAGGUAAUGAGGAGGCAGGAGAUGAUGCUGAAAUUAACCCCAAGAAAGAGCCCUGCCAGCUGGCGGGAUGCAAGCAGCAGUGA